Synchiropus splendidus (mandarinfish) is the source of this 2079-nucleotide messenger RNA. RefSeq names its product solute carrier family 2 member 2 (gene slc2a2). Gene Ontology annotation, cellular component: brush border; membrane. The record is from RefSeq and is a predicted model, not a curated record. The transcript is spliced from 12 exons. Gene Ontology annotation, molecular function: hexose transmembrane transporter activity. Gene Ontology annotation, biological process: monosaccharide transmembrane transport. Bases 239 to 1762 code for a protein of 507 amino acids. Lineage: Eukaryota; Metazoa; Chordata; Actinopteri; Syngnathiformes; Callionymidae.
AUUCCAGGGCAGGAAAUUGUUUGGUUUUAUGGAGUGAAAUAACCGUCACACGGACGAGCCCCGCGAUUAAUCCGGUCUGAUAGUGGUGACGAGUCAUUAAUGAUCUUUUUAUUGCUGAUCAGUCGGGUUAAAGAAAAAAAAAAAAGACCUUCUGUGUGUGUGUGUGUGUGUGUUAGUGAGUGUGUGUGUGUGCAUGCUGCUGUAAUCAUUGCCCUCCGCCUGACACUCUGGACCCACCAUGGAGCCUGACAGGAUAACGGGCACUCUGAUCGUGGCCGUGUUCACCGCUGCUUUAGGGUCCCUGCAGUUCGGCUACAGCCUGGGAGUCAUCAACGCCCCCCAGCAGAUCAUCCAGGCUCACUAUGGGCGGUCACUCGGGGUGUGGACGGAGCGGGCGGCGGUGCUGUCCGACAACAGCACGGACGAGGGGCACCAGGAGGAGGGGGUCCACCCCUCCGUACUCAUGUACUGGUCGCUCUCGGUGGCCAUCUUCUCCAUUGGGGGGAUGCUGUCCUCCUUCCUGGUGGGGUUUGUGAGCGACCUGAAAGGCAGGGUGAAGGGAAUGCUGAUGAUCAACGUGCUAGCUGUCACCGCCGGACUUCUGAUGGCCUUCUGCAAACUCUGGAGACCUCACAUCAUGGUCAUCUCAGGCCGCGCCAUCAUGGGCUUCUACUGCGGUCUGACGACCGGACUUGUGCCGAUGUACAUCGGGGAGAUCGCCCCGAAGUCCUACCGAGGUGCGCUGGGAACGCUCCACCAGGUGGCCGUCGUCACCGGCAUCUUGCUGAGUCAGGUCAUCGGACUGGAGUUCAUCCUCGGCAACGACGACUGGUGGCCCCUCUUGCUGGGUCUCUCCGGGGCCCCCGCCGUGCUGCAGAGCCUGUUGCUGCCGCUGUGCCCCGAGAGUCCACGGUACCUCUACAUCACCCGCGGCCACGUGGAUGACGCUCGGAGGAGUUUGUCCCGACUGAAGGGGCCGCGUGACCCGAGUGCUGAUCUGGAGGAGAUGAAGCGGGAGAAAGAGGAAGCAGACAGGGAGCCCAGAGUUUCUAUCUUCUCCUUGAUCCGCUCCUCUGUGUACAGACAACAGUUGGUCGUGGCUCUGAUGAUGCACCUCUCUCAGCAGCUGUCAGGCAUCAACGCAAUCUUCUACUAUUCCACGGCCAUCUUCCAAGGUGCUGGAGUGGGUCAGCCAGUGUACGCCACCAUCGGUGUCGGAGUCAUCAACGCCUUCUUCACCCUGGUGUCUGUGACCUUGGUGGACAAGGCGGGGCGACGGACUCUGAUCCUGGUGGGCCUGGGAGGCAUGUGCUGCUGCGCCGUCGCCAUGACCGUGGGGCUGAAGUUCCUGCAUGAUUACUCGUGGAUGAGCUACGUCAGCAUGUCGUCCAUCUUCCUCUUCGUGAGCUUCUUCGAGAUCGGCCCCGGGCCCAUCCCGUGGUUCAUCGUGGCCGAGCUCUUCGGUCAGGGACCUCGACCGGCGGCCAUCGCUCUGGCCGGCUGCUGCAACUGGACCAGCAACUUCAUCAUCGGCAUGACCUUUCCCUACAUCCAGCAAUGGCUGGGCACCUACGUCUUUGUCCUCUUCGCCGUGCUCCUCCUCGGCUUCACCGUCUUCACUUACUUACGAGUGCCUGAGACCAAAGGAAAGUCCUUUGAGGAGAUCGCUGCCAUCUUCCAGAAUAGGCGGAAGAAGAGGCGGAAGAAGAGCUUAGUGAACGGCGCCGAACUGGAACAUCUCAAAGCAUCGACAGACGCUUGACUCCGGAGCAGGCUUCUCUGCAGGUUGUGUAUCUGUGUUUACCUCUGUUUCUCUAUCAGUGUUACAUAGACAAGUGAAUCAUCUACAGAACCUUAUAAACAGGGGUCAUCAUGCACAAUAUAUCUAUAGAUGUGUUGACAUACAUUUUCAUAUCUGCUCUUUACACCACUCACUGCACAGACUGGGAACUCAAUUGAACUCAACUUAAACCUUUUAUUAAAAAGUGGAGGAGAAUAAAACGUCAUCACAUGCAAAGCAACAACCAGCGGUGUAAAAAUGUAUUCACUGAAUAAAGUUUGUUUCCCCCCCAAACAAAA